Molecule: messenger RNA, 1370 nt
Organism: Raphanus sativus (radish)
Lineage: Eukaryota; Viridiplantae; Streptophyta; Magnoliopsida; Brassicales; Brassicaceae
Product: dof zinc finger protein DOF2.4-like
Exons: 2
Coding region: 188-1093 (301 amino acids)
Biological process (GO): regulation of DNA-templated transcription
Molecular function (GO): DNA binding; DNA-binding transcription factor activity
Source: RefSeq, a predicted model, not a curated record
AUUUAGCCAUCUUCAUUCUCACACUCAACCUUCUCCUCUCUUCCUUCAUUUUCUUUGUUUUUUCCUUGAUCUGAUUCCUCUACUAGAUUUUGUUCCCAUAUCACACACCGAGAAAAAGAGAAGAGAAAAGAAUAGAUACAACUUUACUUCUAAAAUUCUGAAGAAUAAAAUUAGAAAAGAGUAUACCAUGGUUUUCUCCUCCAUCCAAGCUUAUCUUGAUUCAUCCAACUGGCAACAAGCGCCCCCGAGCAAUUAUAAUCAGAGUGGCGCAGGACCCUCAGAAACCGGAGGUCAUGGUCUUUGUCAUCAGCUGCAGCCACAAUCGCAGCCACUGUCCAAUGGUAGUGGAGUCAGCGGCUCGAUCCGACCAGGAUCGAUGGUGGACAGAGCAAGACAAGCAAACAUAGCCAUGCCAGAAGCUGCACUGAAAUGUCCAAGAUGCGAAUCCACCAACACCAAGUUCUGUUACUUCAACAACUACAGCCUCACUCAGCCACGCCACUUCUGCAAAGGCUGCCGGAGAUACUGGACGCGUGGCGGUGUCCUCCGCAACGUCCCCGUUGGUGGUGGAUAUCGGAGAAACAGGCGUACUAAAAGCAGCAGCAACAACAACAACAACAACAGCACCGCCACUAGCAACAACACAAGCUUCUCCUCCGAAGCCUCGGGGAAUGCAUCCACCAUCAGCGCCAUUCUCUCCUCGAACUACGGAGGAAACCACGAGAGCAUCCUGAGUCAGUUUUUGUCUCCAGGGAGGCUAAUGAAUCCUAAUUAUAAUCAACAUCUAGGAGAGCUCUUAGAUAAUACAAAAACAGAUAACAGCAUGAGUUUAUUUAACUAUGGAGGAUUGAGUCAAGACUUGAGGUCAGUCCACAUGGGAACUUCAGGUGGAUCGCUUAUGAGCUGUGUUGAUCCAUCUUCAAAUGGGUUUUACCCUUUUGAAUCGCCGAGGACAACUUCUGCGUCGUUCUCAUCUGCUUUAGCCUCGCAGUUUUCUUCCGUUAAAGUUGAAGAUAAUCCUUACAAAUGGGUUAAUGUCAAUGGUAAUUGCUCUUCCUGGACUGAUCUUUCUACUUUCGGCUCUUCUCGUUGAGUUCAAUUCAACCAAAAAAAAAAAAACUAGAGGGUACGUACUGAUGAAAGCCCUAGUACUAAUUAUUAGGUUAAUUUUAUCUUGUUUUACGUUUUUCUUUUGUUUAGUUUAUGUUGUUUACUAUUUCCCUUGUUCUCGAUCUGUGGUUCUAGCUAGGUGUGUAGCUUAAGUCAUUGGGUGUUCUGGAGAAUGUUCCUUUGUUCCUUUUGUCAACAAUUUUUCUUUUUUAACUAUUUUUUGUCAACAAUGUUCCUUUGUUAUCUUUCGAGUUUGAUUA